Messenger RNA from Fomitiporia mediterranea MF3/22, 1623 nucleotides. RefSeq lists its product as uncharacterized. Gene Ontology annotation, cellular component: endoplasmic reticulum membrane. Gene Ontology annotation, biological process: phospholipid biosynthetic process. Lineage: Eukaryota; Fungi; Basidiomycota; Agaricomycetes; Hymenochaetales; Hymenochaetaceae. Gene Ontology annotation, molecular function: glycerol-3-phosphate O-acyltransferase activity; glycerone-phosphate O-acyltransferase activity. The transcript is spliced from 10 exons. The coding region runs from base 1 to 1623 and encodes 540 amino acids. The record is from RefSeq and is a predicted model, not a curated record.
AUGGCUGGUCAGUAUACCCCUACACCCUGGCCUUAUUUUCUCGUUAGGUUGCUCUUCAAGUUUGUACUCAAAAUAUUUUAUGGCUCCAUUGUUGUCGAGAAUACACACUUCAUCCCAGGCAACGGCGAACCUUGCAUUAUUUGUGCAAAUCAUAGCAAUUCGCUAACAGAUGCUGUCCUACUUGUUGGAACAAUUCCGUCAGAAAAACGCAACUUUAUCCGCUUAACCGCAAAAGCCACUCAAUUCGGCCGUAAGACUUUCACAAGUUGGCUUAUCGAGGCAGCAGGUACGGUACCAAUUAAGCGCAGGAAAGAUUCGCCGGAUGUGGCGGUCGACAACAGUGAAGUAAUGGACAACCUCAAGAAGGUUUUAGAACAGGGUGACGCAGUUUGUUUAUUCCCCGAAGGUGCAAGCAGGUUUCAUCCGACUAUUGCUCCGUUGAAAACUGGAGUGGCUCGAUUAAUCUCGGACGUUCUUACACGAAAGAAGGAUGACCCAACAUUCAGAAUCCAUCUAUUGACAUGCUCUAUAACCUACAUGCAUCGGCAACACUUCCGCUCAGACAUAUUGAUUACAUUCCAUCCUCCAACACCGUUUACUCCCAAGGCGAAUCCAGAACUCAUUGCUCCCGUUGACUUUGGACACAUUCGAACAUUGACGAACCGCAUGCAGCAGCAACUCAGUGCAGGCACAUUUGACGCCCCGUCUUGGGAUAUCGUGCGUUGUGCGAAGCUUUCAGCACGAAUGUACGCACCUUUGGGAACACACAUGGCACUAGGAGACUACGUACGAGUCUGCCGUGCCUUUGUUGAGGCGUUUAAGUGGGCCGAAGCGGAAGGCCAUAUUGAGGGAGCUGCGACGAGCGGAUCUGAAGAGGAGGAUGAAGACCUCGUGCGGAAACGGUGUGCAUUUGUAAAUUCACUCCGGCGUGAUCUCAAGGACUACCAAGAUCAACUAGCACGCCUCGGGAUCAAAGACGAUCGUAUUCGCCGACCAGUUUCGCGACCUAUCAUUCUUUGGCGAAUACUCGUUCGACUCGCCAUGACUGCCGGACUCUUUCUCAUCUCACUCCCUGGACUAUUCCUCUGGCUCCCGAUUUUCGUCGCGACGCAAUAUGCGUCCGCACGCAUGGUGAGGACGGGUCCCGUAUGGGAUACAUGGGACGAGAUAGCACAGACGAAACUCGUUACAGGUCUCGCUGCAGGUUGUGCGGUGUGGGCUCUGGCUGUGCUUCUCACUCUCCCGAUUGCUUUUAUCACCGGUCCUGUAAUCCCUGUUAUCAUGUGGUUCACUCUGCGCUGGCUCGAGGACACUAUUGCCGCCAGUCGCGCCCUUCGUGCUCUCGCGCGGUUACUGUUGCUUGGCAAGCCGCGUUUGCGUGCCUUGUAUGCCACUCGACAAGAGCUAUAUGCUCGUUUAAUGGUACUUGCAGUCGACUACUUAAAGUUGCCACCAGAUCCCGAGACGCAUUUCUCCGAGAGUGGUGGAAGGGAGAAAGGUCGCGUCCGCAGUCGAUGGGAAGGCAAGGUGAAGUACUUUUCCGUCAAGAGAAGACGAAAGAGGGACUGGAACGAGACGCUGAAGUUGUACGAUACGGUUGACUAUCCGGAGGACUCAUUUUGA